AUGCAAACUCUAUUUUUUUUCUUAGCACUCCUUGCCAUAAUAAAUGGAAUCCAAGCAGUUGAGUACACUGUAACCAACACCGCACUCUCUACUCCUGGUGGUAUGCGUUUCCGUGAUCAAAUAGGAGAUCAAUACGCGACACAAACCCUAGACUCCGCCACACAAUUCAUAUGGAAAAUCUUCCAAGAGGACAACCCUGGUGACAUAAGAAACGUGCAAAGGGUGAGUUUAUUUGUGGACGACAUGGAUGGAAUUGCAUAUACAAAUACAAACUCCAAUGAAAUUCACGUUGGUGCAAGGUAUCUAAAUACUAUUCAAACGAUAGACGAACUUACAGGGGUAUUGAUUCAUGAAACAACACACGUUUGGCAGUGGUAUGGAAAUGGUAAAGCUCCAGUGUUUUUAACUGAAGGUAUAGCAGAUUAUGUGAGAUUGAAAGCAAACUAUAUACCUGAUCAUUGGGUUAAAGCAGGAGGAGGGGAUAGCUGGACCCGAGGUUACGAUGUUACCGCUCGAUUUUUGGAGUAUUGUGAUGGUUUAAGAAAUGGGUUUGUAGCAGAGUUGAACAAGAUGAUGAGAACUGAUUAUAGGGAUGAUUUCUUUGUUACGUUGCUGGGAAAGACGCCUGAUCAGUUAUUUACGGACUAUAAGAAUCAUUAUGGCAAUAUACCCUAA
Molecule: messenger RNA, 675 nt
Organism: Lathyrus sativus (Indian pea)
Lineage: Eukaryota; Viridiplantae; Streptophyta; Magnoliopsida; Fabales; Fabaceae
Source: the annotation of a GenBank genome assembly